Molecule: messenger RNA, 2483 nt
Organism: Callorhinchus milii (elephant shark)
Lineage: Eukaryota; Metazoa; Chordata; Chondrichthyes; Chimaeriformes; Callorhinchidae
Gene: hdhd5
Product: haloacid dehalogenase like hydrolase domain containing 5
Exons: 8
Coding region: 9-1286 (425 amino acids)
Biological process (GO): glycerophospholipid biosynthetic process
Cellular component (GO): mitochondrion
Source: RefSeq, a predicted model, not a curated record
AGUGCACGAUGGCGGCUCUGAGGAACCUACGGCAGCUUCUGAGAGCCGCACAGCCCGGCCUGAGGCCCGCCUCGGCCAGGCACAAGAGCCAAGCCACCUUUGGGCUACUGUUUGACAUCGAUGGUGUUCUUGUCCGGGGUCGCACGCCCAUCCCAGCAGCGAAGGAAGCCUUCCGGAAACUGGUCGACAACAACGGAGAGUUCCAGGUGCCCGUUGUGUUUGUGACAAAUGCUGGGAACUGCCUUCGACAAGCAAAAGCACAACAGCUUUCUGAGAUUCUGGAUGUGGAGGUCUCACAGGAUCAAGUGAUGCUGUCCCACAGCCCUUUGAGAAUGUUCCGAGAUUUCCAUAACAAGAAUGUUCUGGUGUCGGGACAAGGCCAUGUGGAGGAGAUUGCCAGGAAUCUGGGCUUUGAGCGAGUGAUCACCAUUGAGAUGCUUCGGGAGGCUUUCCCCUUGCUGGAUGUGGUGGAUCGCAACCGCAGACCGAAAGAACUGCCUCCACCCACCAAGACCUUCCCCCAUAUAGACGCUGUUAUCCUAUUUGGAGAGCCAAUAAGAUGGGAGACCAAUCUGCAGCUCAUCAUUGAUGUUCUAUUGACUAAUGGAAACCCCAGAAACACAGUGAAGGGAGUUCCCUAUCCACAUAUACCUGUCCUAGCAUGCAACAUGGACCUCAUGUGGAUGGCAGAAGCCAAAAUGCCCAGGUUUGGGCACGGCACAUUCCUUGUGUGUCUGGAGAACAUCUACAAGAAGGUCACUGGGAAGGAACUGAAGUAUGAGGCGCUGAUCGGCAAACCCAGCGUUAUCACAUACAACUAUGCGGACUUCCUCGUACGGAAAUUAGGCGAGAGCAGAGGCUGGAAUGCUCCUAUCCGCCGGCUCUACGCCAUUGGCGACAACCCCAUGACUGACAUCUAUGGGGCUAAUAUUUACAACCGCUACGUGCAGUCGGCUCACAAGCUGCGUGUCCAGGCCAAGGUCAUUGCGGGCAAAGUCGUGGAGACCAGGGAGGAUGUGCCCGAGAUGGGCCCAGUGGAAGAGGGCGAGUUAGCUGGCAGCACCACAGAGAGCUGCAAGUCCAUUCUUGUGUGCACUGGAGUGUACUGCCGCCACGAGGAGGUGCCCUGUGACCCACACGUCAGCGUCACCGAGACCGUCUUCCACGGACACAGAGACUUCCGCUUCGAUCCCAGCCUGGUAGAGCCAACCUACAUGGUACAGGAUGUGAAGGAAGCCGUGGAUCUAGUUUUUCAAGAGGAGAGCAGGCCGCAGGAAUCAAAUUGAAAGAAUUUCAGAUGAACUGUGGGCUGGGACCAGGGCUUCUUAUUGGUUUGAAUUUUAGAAUUCCAUUCCUUAUAUGUUCACACUCCAGUUAAAACAUCCGAGAUGGUAACAUUUUGGAUGGGAGGGAGAGAAUGAGUUAUGGUGCAGGAAAGUACAAUUGUGCAAGAACUCAACCACUAGAUUUGAUCUCUACCUUUUGAGACACUUACAUUCUCCUCCCAUCCUCUGUGCACACAUCCUACCCUGUCAUCCGCACACUGUAUUCUUUGUCAUGCAAUCCCAUCCUUGCUAUGAUUUUUUUUUAAUCUGUAGAAUACCCUGGUAGUGAGUUACGGGUGAAAACCCAAUCCAAAUGUUCGGUCGUGUUAUGUAGAAUACCGCAUACCGGGAAUGAAUUGCAGGCUGGAAUGUAAUCCACGGUUCAAGUGGAUAAUAUUUUUUACAAUGGAUUUGGAAGUGACUUAUAGGCUGAAAUCCAGGUUUCAGUAGUUUAUAUAAUAGAAUAACCAACUCGGCAGUGAGUUACAGGUCAGAAUAUAUAGAACAAAAGAUCCCGAGAGUGUAUUACAGACUAGAAUCUAAUCCCUGCAUUCAAGUAGUUUAUGUAUAGAAUAACAGACUCCAGGAGUGAUUCUGUUCAUUCCUGGUAUAGAUUAAUUGAGUUUUAACAUGGUUUGGAUGCUAGAGACCACAGGCAUUGCUGAUGCUGAUUUACUGCAUGGGCUCUGCAGUACUGCUGUCUUCAAGUGUGGUUAUAUCUUAGAUGUAAAGACAUCCAGAAGCAAUUCACCCGAAUUAUUGUUGUCAGUAUAUAAUUUAAUUUUUACACAAAAAUAAGUCUGACCAAGGAGAAUUAUGUAUUUUUCAGUGCAGCUUCUUCCUCGUCACCCCCAGAUACUUUCGUUCUCUCUUGUCAUUUGUCACAUUUAGUUUACAAUCUUGAUCCAGCAUCAUACGCCUGUGUCUGCCCUCAGCAUAGAGAGCAACCUGCACUUACUUCACCCACCUUGAUCGCAUAACGUUAAAAAUACGUUUCUAAAAUGGCACAGUGUGUGAAAGCACUGAGCCAAACUAACGCAGGCAAGGACUACGGUUUGAUCCCUGUUCUGAACUGGAUUAGAUAACCUCAGCACAGAACAGUGAUUAAUAAAACUCUGGAACACUCCCCCUCAGCCUUGCCCCUAACUUUCCCAUCUU